GGUCGGGGGCGGGGCGAGGUGGUUGAGGAAGGCUUGAGGGGAAGAGUGCUAGAGGGGUUGAGGACGGGGAGGUGGAAGGAAAAUGGCAGUGACGGACAAUGCUGGGAUAGGGCUGGCCAUGAAUAUGGAACACCUACCCAUGACCAGGAACUAUCCGCUGAUUUCGUCGGAGAGCAAGGCCGAUCAGCAGGGUGAUCAGCAGCAUCAAGCGGCCUUGGAGGAGCAGCGGCAUCAGCAGAAUCAGCAGCAGCAACUGCAACACCAGUACGGGCAGGUGCACUAUGAGCAGCAGCAGCAGCAGCAUCAAUCUCAGAAUCAAGCGCAUGUCAGUCCCGUUUUACAGAAACAGGUUCCAUCAGGGGGGCAGGGUCAAGGGCAAGGGCAACAUGCGCAAGGGGUGCGAGCUAAUGGGACCAGCGCAGCCAACGGCGUGAAUGGGCACAUCAAAGCAGAGAACGGGAGCGACGGGGGUAAUGACGAAGGGCACACGCUGGAUGCGCGCAGUAAUGUGAGCAACGACAGUCUAAGGGAGCUUGAGGACUUGCUCACGAAGUUGAAUCCUCUGGCGAAGGAGUUUGUGCCUCCUUCCCACACGGACUUGUCCAGCACCGCCGUACCCUCGCCUGCUGCUUCUUCGAAAGGUCAACCUCGCAAGAAGAAGAAUGGUUACAACCAGGGUAACAAUAGGCGAGUCAACAGUCGGACGAGUCGUGCGCAGCGGGAGGAUAGUAUUCGCAGGACGGUUUACGUGUCCGACAUAGAUCAACAGGUGACAGAGGAGCAACUCGCCGCCCUCUUCAUCACCUGUGGCCAGGUUGUGGAUUGCCGUGUAUGUGGUGACCCAAACUCUGUGCUCCGAUUUGCUUUUGUGGAAUUCACUGACGAAGAGGGCGCUCGUGCAGCAUUGAGUCUUGCCGGUACAAUGCUGGGAUAUUACCCAGUUCGAGUCCUUCCAUCUAAGACAGCCAUUGUACCUGUCAACCCGACCUUUUUACCUCGGUCUGAAGAUGAGCGUGAAAUGUGUGCACGGACCAUCUACUGUACAAAUAUUGACAAGAAGGUGUCGCAGGCCGAUGUAAAGCUUUUCUUUGAAUCAUUGUGUGGAGAGGUUGCUCGGCUAAGAUUGUUGGGUGACUAUCAUCACUCUACUCGAAUCGCAUUUGUCGAGUUUGUGAUGGCGGAAAGUGCAAUGGCGGCUUUGAAUUGCAGUGGCGCAAUAUUGGGUUCACUUCCAAUCAGAGUGAGCCCAUCGAAGACGCCAGUUAGACCACGGUCACCGCGUUCCCCAUUGCAUUGAAGCUCCCCAUAGGCCGGACUGGUGUCAACUAUCUUGUGCUCCCUACAGCAGGGUUUUAGAAUCUGCUUACGACUCAAGUGGUCGCUGAGACCCAAUUCAUCAUGUUUUGUCACAUCUCCAGACGUCGUCGAUCUUAAGCUGGAGGCCGGAGGCAGCUUACAGUAGUAGAAGCGUGUUCCUGCUUACGACGGAGCCGCUUUGGACUCCCUGUCCCUAUUCAUCUGCUAUUCCAGAUCUCUACUGCGGAAGGCAGAUCUUGCCCUACCCUACCCCCCUCCCGGUGCUCUUUUGUGCCCGAGAGCCUGCGAUCCCCACAGGGCUUCGAAGUGCGAGUGGCAAGCUAUCUCUUCUCACUUGUAUUUCAUACUUUGUGCGGCAAGAAUGGCAAAGAGGGAAGGUCCCUCCCCCUUCUCUCGGCUCCAGCAUUUAUCCUUCGAAGCUUGCAGCACUCAGUCUACCUUCUCGAGAGACCUCUGGCUAGUUACCCACUGCAAUAAUGGAUUCUUAUCCGCAAUGCCCAAGGCUUUAUUUAAAAAAAAAAAAAAACUAAUUUAUCCUUCCUCUUUUGUGAUA
Molecule: messenger RNA, 1870 nt
Organism: Physcomitrium patens
Lineage: Eukaryota; Viridiplantae; Streptophyta; Bryopsida; Funariales; Funariaceae
Product: polyadenylate-binding protein-interacting protein 8
Molecular function (GO): RNA binding
Source: RefSeq, a predicted model, not a curated record